Molecule: messenger RNA, 2275 nt
Organism: Saccoglossus kowalevskii
Lineage: Eukaryota; Metazoa; Hemichordata; Enteropneusta; Harrimaniidae
Product: ribosomal protein S6 kinase alpha-5-like
Biological process (GO): protein phosphorylation
Molecular function (GO): ATP binding; protein serine/threonine kinase activity
Source: RefSeq, a predicted model, not a curated record
AAUGUGUACACAUAGGAAAACUGGUUCAGAAUAUGCAGUGAAGAUUGUAAGUCGUAGGAUAGACUGUACAAGGGAAAUUCAUUGUUUGAGGCAAUGUCAAGGUCAUCCUAAUAUAAUUUCAUUAUAUGACGUCUUUCAUGAUGAGCUUCAUCAUUAUCUUGUUAUGGAAUUAUGCAAGGGUGGGGAAUUAUUAGAAAGAAUUAAAAAGAAGCAACAUUUUGAUGAAAUAGAAGCUAGCAGAAUAAUGAAGAAAUUAGUAUCAGCUGUGAAAUAUAUGCAUGAUAGAAAAGUUGUACAUCGGGACCUGAAACCUGAAAAUUUGUUGUUCAAAGAUAAUAGUGAAGAUGCUGAAUUGAAGAUUGUUGAUUUUGGGUUUGCUCGUAUGAAACCUGACAAUAAUCAACCAUUGAAUACUCCAUGUUUCACCCUACACUAUGCAGCUCCUGAAGUACUAAGACAGACAUCAUUGCAUAAACACCAUAAUGACCCCACUGGAUAUGAUGAUUCUUGCGAUCUUUGGAGUUUAGGAGUCAUUAUGUAUACCAUGUUAUCAGGGAAUGUACCAUUUCAGAAGAGCAGUCGAGGUGCUAAUGACAGUGCCUCAGAUAUUAUGCAAAGAAUUAAAGAAGGAGAUUUCACAUUUAAAGGUGAAGAAUGGAACACAGUAUCACAACAAGCAAAGAGUCUAAUACAAGGACUACUGACUGUAGAUCCAAACAACAGACUAACAAUGUCUGAACUUAUGAGAAAUGAGUGGAUACAAGGACACAAAGUAUACAGUUCUACUCCACUAAUGACACCUGAUGUGUUGAGCUCAUCAAGUUUAUCUGUACAAUCCGCUGUCAAAGUAACUCUUGAUGCUUUCCACAUGGCAGCUAGGCAAGGCUUCCAUCUAAUGGACGUCAGUAAUGCACCUUUAGCAAAGAGGCGCAAAUUGAAAAAAGACAGUUCUACUGAACAGAGAAGCAGUUCUAACGAAAGUACUCAGAGUACGCAUUCUCAGAGGAGUGUUACACCUACUGGUAUAGUUCAUGGUACAACUCAUGUGCCUACUCUGUUAACUACUGCAGCAAAUAUGGGAGGCACACCUCAAUCUCUUUUCAAAUUACAACAUGAAGCAGCUAAUGCUAAAAUGAACACUGAACCAAUUGUGAUUGGUGGAUUAAAUGCAGCCAUUGAACAAGUCAACAGCUCACCAACCAAUGUUCUUAUGACAGGAAGUACAGUCACUAAUUCUACUAUGCCUGCUCCUCCACAAACUAGACUUUUCAAACCAGCUGUAGAUGCUACUGUAGUUAAUCAAGGCCAGUUAAAUAAUUCUGGAGGUUUCCUGGUCACACCUGUUGCUUUGAAUAACCAACCUCUGUUGUCCUCUCCUCCCAGACCUAUCACUACUGCUAGUUUUGUACCUAUUUCUAAAAUCACGCCAAAGAUUUCACCAUUGUCCAAGACUUCUGUAUCACAUCCCUUACAGAUUGCAAUCAAACCAAACCUAGCAACCAUAUCCCAGCAUCCUGUAUUACCAGGCGUGAUGACCAGCCCACAAAUCAUCAUCAGUCCUACAUCAAGUGGCAUUGACAACAACCAGUUAACAUUUACUACAACCCAGUCUCCUCAGAUGACUUCUAGACAGUUGUUGAUCCCGCCAACAACUGGAAUACCUGCAUCCAGAACAUCUCCACAAUUUCAAACUGGAGGUAUUUCUCACACACUUGUAUCUAGUAACAGAAGAAUUGCUCCAUUUCCACAAAACUUGACACCUAUCCUGACAAUCCCAGGAAGUACUCCGUCAACCACAUCCACUAAUGUGCCUUUACAAGCAAUCAAAGUAUCAUCCCCUGUAUUUUGUCCAAUCAAUCCUACUCUUAAUCCAAAUGUCCAAUAUAUUACAGUGCGAAAUAUCAGCCCAGGUGUUCAGAUUCCAGUCGGCACUGCAGGUCUGCAAGCUUUGGCUUUGCCUCAACAGAGUGUAUUGCAACCUGUGUUACAGACAUCACCCCAAGCCACUCAACUUGUUUUUACAUCAAGCCAGUCUCAAAUAAGAAACAUAUCUCCACAGACGUUAUCCAUAGCUCCUAAUGUUGUAAAUCCACAGGUGUCCAGCAUGCAGCCCGGUAAUGUGACAGCACCUCUAUCAAUGCAACCACUUGUUUUCCCAGCAUUUCAACUAGCUCAGUCAGCUGGUCAAGUUGUUACUACCAAUGUACAAAACAAUAACAAUAAUAACACUUUGAUAGUUACAAAUAAUGCCAAUGUAAAAAAUGUACAGGGAUAA